Messenger RNA from Melitaea cinxia (Glanville fritillary), 2828 nucleotides. RefSeq names its product protein SPT2 homolog. The record is from RefSeq and is a predicted model, not a curated record. NCBI's taxonomy places the organism in Eukaryota, Metazoa, Arthropoda, Insecta, Lepidoptera, Nymphalidae. The transcript is spliced from 9 exons. Gene Ontology annotation, molecular function: DNA binding; histone binding. Gene Ontology annotation, biological process: nucleosome assembly; regulation of DNA-templated transcription. Bases 207 to 2219 code for a protein of 670 amino acids. Gene Ontology annotation, cellular component: nucleolus.
UAUCUAUAGUUACUCAGUGACGUCACGUCAAAAACUUUCUCAAAAUUUGAUGUACUCUAUGCUUAGUAUGUUUCCAGAAAAUGUUUGGAUUGGGUGUCGAAGACUGACACGUAUUUAGAUUAAAAUCGUAAAUAUACAGUGAAAAGUUUAGUAUGCUGUGAUUUUUAUUUUGCUUUACGAGUGACUUACUUUGUAUUCAGUUCAAAAUGGAGUUUCGCGAGACACUGCUUGCUGCUCAACGAAAUCAACAACAAAAGUCAUCUGGUGAAAGUAUGUAUUACAAAGCCAGAUUCGAUCCUCCAAAAAAAGAAACAAAAUCGAGGGAUCGAUUAUCAGCAAAUAUACAAAAGUUUUUGGCAAAAAAGGAAGAAGAAGAAAGGCAGAAAAGAUUGGAAGCACAGAGGAAAAAAGAGGAGCUGCUUGCAAUGCGAGAUCCAAAGGCAUUAAGAAAAAUUCAGAAGACACUGAAGGUAAUAAAGUCUGCUAACAAAUCAGUGAUAGCAGAUGCCAUUGACACAGAACAUACAGCUGUUACACGGGAGGGACCUGAACAGCCAGACCAAGAUGAUUAUGGAUAUGAAUCCCAAGAAGCAGCAGCACUGUAUGAAAAAAUGAUGCAAAAGUACAACAAAAUGCCUGAAAAACCAAAAUUUGCACCUGGAGGUAACAACGUAAGCAAAGAUUUAAAUGGUACAAGAGAAAGAGUAAAGCAUGCUCUUCAACACGAAGAUGAACCAGUACCCCACAAAAGAAGGCGUCGCACUGAUAAUGAUGAUGGUAACCAAAGUCCACCUCAAAAGUAUGAACCAGAAAAAAGAAAAGACGAAAAACCAGAUAAACCAAAAAUACGAAAGCCUGCUCCUCCGCCUUUGGAUUUUAAUCAGUUGUUAAAAAUAGCCGAAGAAAAAAAAAGUAUUCCCAUAGAACUUGCUCCGAAGAAAAUAGUCACCGAGUCAGAACCCGAAAGACUCAUGACUAAGAAACAGAAACGCGAAUAUGAGGAAGAAAUGGCUCGUCGACAGAGGAGGCAGGAGCGAAUUGAGGCAGAAAAAGCGGCUAAGAAAGCUUCCAGAGAAGAAAGGCCUGUUGAAAAAAUUAAAAAACCAGAACCAGCUGGUUUCGGGCGCAUUCCAAAACUAAGUGAUAAAACUUCUACAAGUCAAAGGAACGAAGCUACUAAGACACACGAAAAGGAUAGAGACUAUGUAAGUGAAAGAGAGAAAGAAAUUCAGAGAGAAAAGGAAAAAUUAAGAUUACAAAAAGAAAAACUAGAGCGGGAGGAACAGAGGCUGAGAGACAAAGAGAGGGAGAUAUUAAAAGCUGAGAAGGAACGCGAAAUGAGACUAAACAAAGAAAGAGAUAGAGAGAGAUUAGAUAAGUCUAAAAUUAAAUUAGAAAGUAGAACAUCUGAUAAACCAAGGACAGAUAAAAAUAUAGAUAAAAACAAAUUGACCUCCAGGGAAUACGAUAUUAAAAAGAAUAUAGAUUUGAAAAGUCAAAAUACUUACAGAAUAGAUAAAAACUCUAAUGAAAAGAAGGUUAGUGUGCCUCAAAAGUCAAGUGACCAAAAGUACAUGAAUGGUCACAGUUCACAAGGUAAACCAGUGCCAAAACUUAGUAAGGAUAGUAUAAGUGAAAAAGAUAGAAUUGCUCUAAUGAAGCAGAAAUCGUUAGCAAAUGAUAGUUCACUAAAACUUAACGGAAGUUUAAAAACUGAGAAACGUUUACCUGAUAGUAAAAGUGCACCUCAAAAAAAACUAGUACCAAAUUCGAAAUCAUCGGCUGGCCCAAGUAAGCCUGUCAUGUCUAAUUCUUUUGACUUCGAUAAACAUGUGAAUUCUCUAGGCAAAAAUGGCACGAAACAGUUCCCACCCGGCAUGGUCAGAAGAAAACCACAUCCUGAUGAUAGGAAAAAGCUUAAACGUCGCAUGGUCGACUCAGAUUCUGAGUAUGAUUCCGAGAUGGACGACUUCAUAGAUGACGGCGAUGAGAACAUGGACUACUCGAAGCAUAUCAAGGAGAUAUUCGGCUAUGAUAAGUCAAAAUAUCGGCAUAUAGAUGAUGAUGACGAUCCCUCGAUGGAAUCAAGUUUCGCCAGGCAACAGCGGGAGGAGUACAUUAGCAAGAAAAUAGGUAUUAUGGAGGAUUUAGAAGACAUGAGAAUGGAAGCAAUGGAGAAAAGUAAGAAGAAAAAAACAAGACGAUUGAGUGAUGACUGAUCUUUAAACAAUGCUAAGAUCAUGGACCAAGACAAUUACGAUUAUGUAAUUAUUUAUGUGCUUAAUAUUCUAAUGGAUGGUUUAUUUCUUGUUAUAAUCUGUAUCGACAUUUCAUCAAGGAAAGUCCCUACAAGGUUCAACAAGGAGCAAUAUAGAGAAUUGUGAAGUCUUCAAAAUUUAAUAGGGCCGUCUUGACAUUUGUCAUCGCGAUGUGACUGAUGGCGGGGCGAUGACUGAUGAGGCGAUGUGAUGUAUCCAUACGACUCGGUACUAGAUACUCACGAUAAAUUGAUUAAAGUUUGUAUGAGUAUUGAUCGAUUUGAUUAUAUAUUGUAAAGUCCAUUGGAUUAGCAAAUUUAACUUAAACUUUAAUAUUGUAGGUAUUUUGAAAUGAUACAAUGGUUAAACGGUACGAAAGAUUAAUUUGUCUUUAGUUUAAUAUUUUUAGUUACAAUAACAUUCACUCAAUCGCAAAAAAUCAAGAUAUAUCGAAAGUGAUUGAAUUGAAGAUUCAAUAAUUUUCUUCAGAUGAUGAGACAAAGUUGUCAGUUGAGCUAUCGUCACCUGUAAAUAUAAUUGUUUUAUUUUCAAUUAUAUUAUAAAUAUUGA